Molecule: messenger RNA, 6344 nt
Organism: Megalops cyprinoides (Indo-Pacific tarpon)
Lineage: Eukaryota; Metazoa; Chordata; Actinopteri; Elopiformes; Megalopidae
Gene: akap12a
Product: A kinase (PRKA) anchor protein 12a
Exons: 4
Coding region: 323-5878 (1851 amino acids)
Biological process (GO): signal transduction; regulation of protein kinase C signaling
Cellular component (GO): cytoplasm
Molecular function (GO): calmodulin binding; protein kinase A binding
Source: RefSeq, a predicted model, not a curated record
CUAAUCGGAUUGACUUAAAUUCAUCUGAGGGUCGUUACAUUCUGAGGUGACUGUUUCUCCUUCCCGCGGUCUCCUCAGGUCGGAUUUUUCUCCCCUGUUUGAUGCUGCGAGGCGUGCCAGUGUACUGUACAUGUGAUAGCGAGGGGUGGUGAUACUGUUAAAGAGUUCACAGGGAGGCAGUUUGGUUUAGAUUGAGAGUCUGACCACCCCGGGAGCGGUCCGCAGAGCAGAUUCGGCUGUUGGAUAUUUCUUUUCGUUUUGACGCUGUUUGCGACUGUCUCCAGGCGCGAAGGGGAAGAGGAAGGAUUCUGUGUUUUCAACCAUGGGAGCAUCGACAUCCGCACAGCGGGACGGCAAGAAUCAGAAGGAUGCGAGCGCUGAGGUGCAGAAUGUGGAGGCGAACGAGAUUCGGGAGGGGGAGAGCAUCGAUUCAAAGCUCCUGCAGAAGAAUGGACAGAUUUCUGGUCUGAAUGGGACAGCGGAUGACCAGACGAACGAGUUGGAUGUGAUCCCUGGAGAGAAGGUCCUGGUUGAAGUUGGUCAGACAGACUCUGUGUUGGUGCCCCAGAAGGAGGAAGUCCUUGAGGUGAUGGAGGUGCUCCAAGAGGAAGCCGCUCCUCAGCUGAAGAUUGAGACGGAAGAGAAGGAAUCGCCUGACGCAAAUGACAUAACACCGACAGAAGAGAAAGCCCCCGAGGAAGAGCAGGGCGAAGCCAGUGAAGUGGGAUUUAAAAAAAUCUUCAAAUUCGUCGGGUUUAAAUUCACGUUGAAAAAAGACAAGAGCGAAAAGGCCGGACCGGUGCAACUGCUGACUGUUAAAAAUGAGAAUGAAGCAGGUGGCUCCGAGGUCACUGAGGAGGCGGCCCCGUCUGAAGAAUCAAAACCUGCAGAAGCAGAGAAGACGCCAGAGGAGACAGAGGCAGUCGCUCCCCCUGAAAACACAGCAGAAGAGACAGUAGAAGAGACAGAACCAACCAAGGAGGUUACCCCAGAGAGUGAGUCUCCCACCAGCCCUGUUGUCGAGGAAGUCCAGUCCCCUCUGAAGAGGUUCUUCACUCAGGGCAUCUUUGCCAAUUUGCGCAAGAGGCCAAGUUUUAAAAAGCCCGCAGAAGAAGCACCACCAAAGACCACAGAAGAAGAAUUGAAUGGGGAGAAGGAGACGACAGAAUCCCCCACAGAGGAAGGUGAGAAAGCUAUAGAGGAGGCCCCACCAGAACUUCAAAAAGAAGAGGUGACACCAGAGGAACCUAAGGCAGACACCGAAAUGGCACCAGUCGUUGAAGGGGAACAAUGUGAAGGUGAAAUCAAGGUUGAAGAAGAAAUCCCCCAAACUACUCUAGAUCAGGACAAAAUCACCCUGCCAGCUGAUAUUUCCAGUGACGUUAAAACUACAGAGGAGGCUGUGGAAGAUGCUGUGACAGGUCCUGAUGAAGACACAGCGGCAGUAACAACCGAGGCCGACCUUCUGUCAUCUCAAGAAAAAGCCAAAGUCCAUGGAAGUCCACUCAAAAAACUGUUUUCUGGGGCUGGCUUGAAGAAGCGCUCUGGCAAAAAACUGAAAGGAAAGAAAGAGGCUGAGACAAAACUGACAGAAUCUGGUGAGCAUGCCGCAGAACAGCUUCAGUCAUCCACAGAGUCAGCGGAGAACCAGAGAGUUGAAAGCCCUUUCUCUUCCCCUGAAGAAUCAGGAGAGCAUGUGAAUGGUGAACCCACCCAAGCAGAAGUGGAAGGAGACGCGGUCAUCUCUGAUGGAGAGAAGAAGAAGGAUGGCAUUCCGCCCUGGGCCUCUUUCAAAAAGCUCGUGACACCAAAGAAGCGCGUGAAAAGGUCUUCCGAGAGUGAAGAUGAGGCCAUUGAGAAGCCCAAGUCCGCAACAAUGUCAUCGGGAGACAGCGCCGUGUUCAUCGAACAGCAAGAGGAGCCAAAACCCAGCGAGGAAGAGCAGAAGAUAGAGCUUAGCACAGAGGAGCCCAAAAAGAAGGAUUCAUCCGUGUCCUGGGAGGCACUGCUCUGUGGGUCUGCGAAGAAGAGGGCCCGGAAAACCUCCGACUCUGAGGAGGAGGAAGAGGAACCUGCAGCAACAGCCGAGUCUCCACUUGGAAGCUCCCAGGAAGGGGACCAUGAAAUUUUGACCUCCUCCCCUGAACAGGCUGGUAGCCCCUCUGAGGGAGAUGGAGGCUCCACCUGGGCAUCCCUCAAAAGACUUGUCACGCCACGAAGGAGAGUUAAAGCUGAGGACAAGGCAGAAGAUCAAACUGAGCAGAUACCCUCCGACAGUGAGAUUACCAAAGAGGAGCCCUCGUUUUCCCUAAAGAGACUUAUCCCUGGCCGCAGGAAGAAAAGGGUAGAUGGAAAGCAGGAGCAGAUUUCAUCUGAUGAGGCAGGUAAAGAUGUCGGAUCAGCCGAGGAGGACUCGGACACACCUGCUGUGAUCCCACUGUCAGAGUUUGACUUACCAGAACCUGAAGAGGUUGAUGUCAGACCAAAAGAGGAGGAGGCAGAGAAGCAAGUGGACACUACCGAGAUUGGAGAAACCGUGCCAGAGUUGUCUCUCCCAGAGCUUGAACUGGCAAAACUCCCUGAAGCCUUGCCUCCUGAAGAUGAACAAGCCCAGGAACCAUCCAAAGCUGACACUGAAGAGCAGUUGCUAUCUGAGAUACCACCCACGGUUGAGGUGGAGACUGAGGAGCAAAUGGAAUGUAUAACCAAAUAUCAGCAGCUGAGCGAUAUACCAGAAGAAGGGGUGAUAGAAGACACCACUGCCACGCCUGUAUCUACAGCUGAAGAGGUUUGCCAAGAUGACACGAUAGCAGAAGACUUUGUGGAACUGACAUCUGAAGCAGUGACUGCCCUAGAGCAGGCACCAGAAGAGUCAGUGGCGGAGGAAUCAACAGAAAUGGUCUCAGCUGUCUCCCGGCUGACAGAGUCUCCUGCAACGUCUGGAGAAACAACACCGGUGCCUGCAGAAUAUGAGGUGAAAGAGACAGAGGCAGUUCUGCAAGAGGCUGUGGAAGCUAUCAGCUUGGCUACAAAUGACUUGUCGGUCACUAUGACAGACGACCAGCAAGAAACAGUUGCCAUGUCCGUUUGUCCCCAGGUAAUAGAAUCAGCAUCAGUUGAGGAGACAAAGGUCUUAGCGGCACACGAAAAGUCAGAGGCUACUGCUAUCUGCAUAGGCCUGGACUCCCAGGAAAUCAAACCUGUGGAGGAGGAGCCAAUCAAAACCUCAGUUGAGGGUAUCACCGAAGUCAGUGAGGCUGUUUCCACAGAAAUAGUGUCCGAGGACAAGGCUGAGAAAUCCGAAGCAGCAGGAAUUGCUCAGGAUGAGGUCUACGAGGCUGAAGUUGAGGAGAUCAAGACUGAACUCCAAGAAACAGAGGCAACAGCUGAAGCAGAAGAGAUUUUGCAAGAAGCAGAGAUAAAGGCAGAGCAAGUCAACCAGGUGGAAAACGAACUCUCAGGGGAUGCAGUGGACAAAGUUUUAGAAGUUAUGCAAAUGGAGGAAGCCAACGAAGUACAAGGAACAGAAUCAGCAAAUGAACUACAGGAAGUCACACCAGUUCAAGUAGCUGUAGUCGAUUCAGUGCAAGGUGAGGCUGAACUUCUAGAAAGACAGGUUGUCAUCGAAGACAAACCACAGACUGAGGCUGAAGGUCCGAUAGAGUCCGUAGUGGAAGAACCUGUUUGUGGUGAGUCUGCAGAGGUCACCGAAAUGCCAGUCAUGGAAGGAGAAAAGGAGCAGGAGCUGGAGGACGUGGAGAAGUCUGAGGCUGAUGUCGAGAAUGCACCAGUGGCAGAGGUGGUCCAGUGCCUGACGCAGGAAGUCACUGCUUCCAUGCCUGAGCCUCCCACAACUGACAUUUCAGUGGAGGAGGAAGCUCCAAUCGCUGUCCAUGCACCUGCUGUAGAAUUAGCUAUGGCCGGGGAGGCCUCCGACAUUGUUAGCCCACCCACUGAAUCCGUUCAGUCUGAAAUGGCAGAGAUUAAGGACGAAGUUGUAAUGGAAAGAGUUCCUUCUGUGCAGCUUACAGACGAACAUGAGAUACAAGUCGAGGUGAAGUACACAGACCUUCAGUCAGUGGAAUUGGCUGUUGAGGCAGAAAUUGAAGCUGCUGCGACUGAUGUCUGUGUGGUUGAGGAGGAUAUCUGUGAGACUGUACAGGAAGAAGAGGAAGUAAUGGUUGCAGAUCAACUGAAUGAAGCAGUGUCCAUUGAAGAGCAAGGUUCAAUUAUUGUUCAGGAGAUUAUUCAAAGUGUAAUGGAAAACUUACCAGAAACAGCAGAGGAAUCAGAAGAUGCUGAAGCUUAUGAGCACGCAGAAAUGGAUACAGUAAUCCCAGAAGAAAUGAUACCAUCAAGUGACUUCAAGGAUGAACUGCAAGGAGUAGAGCAGUCUGAAGCAGAUUCAAUGAUUGCCUCUGAAGCUGAAGUACCCACAGAGGACACAACGGUUCCUCUUGAAAUGCCUUUGGACUCUGACAUUCAGGUAGAAAUGCAAGCACCACCAGAAGAGGAAGUAGAAGAUGCACUGACACAGUCAGAGGUUGCAGAGACGGAAGAAGAAUCCAAAGACAACGUGACAGGAUUUGAGGUGCAAGAGGAAGCAGAGGUGGCAGCUGAAAGACUGGCAAGCCCAGUUCCGGAACAAGCUGAGAUUGCUGACAGCGCUCCAGUGGAGUCAAAGGAAGAUGCUGAGACAGCUGGAGAGCAUCAUGAAGAGGUUCUUCUGGAGGCACGGGACAACAUGAUUCAGGAAACAGAUGCUGGAAUGGAAAUUCAGGAGGAACAGGAGGCAGAAGACUCUAAAGUAACUGUGGAAGAGGUUGUUCUACAGGAGGUGAGAGAAGAGACAGAAGAAAGUCUAGAAAUCCAGGCAGAGCCAGAGGUACAGGUAGAGGCUGCAGAAGGAGACCAGACCCGAGUGGAAGGUGAAGGUGGUUCACAAGAAGAGGGAGAGGUGACCAUAGAGCUGCAACACCAAGAGGACCUGCCAGAUUCCCAUGAUGAGGAAACUGAAGUAAAGCAACAUCAGGAAGUGGUAGAAGAGGUGCCACUCGAUGUUUCUGAAGCAGGUGCUCCAAGCCAGGUGGAGGAGACAGAAGGCCUGGUUGAAGCAGAGGCUCCAUGUUCAGAAGAAACAACACAUGUCGAUACAGAGCAGGAAUCACCAGCUGGAUCAACUAUGGACAGUGAGAUUUCUAAGGAUCUCAUUGAUACCACUACAGCAACAGCAGAGGAGGGAAGUCAAAAGGAAGAAGAGGUACAAAGUCAAGCCACAACAACAGAUACUGAAAGUCAAGCACCACAAGCAGAAACGUGCAGUCAAGAGGUAGAGAUCAUUGAAGAAGAAUGUCAGGCUGUGGAGGAGAUACACAUCGAAGCUGCAGUGGACAGCAUGACCCACGAUGCUGCUGAAACAAGACAGGAAGACAGUGUGGCUUUCCCCAUGUCUUUUUUGAGCAAGGAACUGGAAGCAGACAUUGCCCAAAUAUCUGUGGAAGAAACCGAGCAAGUCACAGCGGUGACCGUCGUAGAAUCAAGGAUUGAAACAGUCGAAACUGAGGAGGCACAAAUCCAAGAAUGUUUGUCAGAAGAGGUGAAGAGCCAGGAAGCUGCUAUCGAAGGAGCCCAAGAGCCGACAGUGGAAGGAGAAUCGAUGGAGAACGGUCAGGCUUUGACUCUCAGUGAUGGGGAAGCAGAGGCCAUCCAGGUAAAGGCAGAAGAACAGGUGCCAGAGGUGGUCACCAGAGAUCCCGUUACAGAGGAUGCCAUGCUUAUGGCCCACAUUGACACAGCGGAGACCAUAGUGCAGGAGGUGAUAGAGGAAUCAAUGAAAGAGAUGGAGCCAUCUUCUUCACAGCUGACUGCAGCAUCCUGAGAUGAUUUCCCGGUUUUCUGAUUGGAAGACGGAGCGACCAAAAAGGACUUGAGGGAGACGUUUCCAGGCUAACACCCAGAGACCUGCCCCUGCCCUUGACCCCCCAACCCCCGGCGUGCAAAUCGAAGGUCAACUCCGCCCUUCUUGCGUGCUGCCCGUCCUGUUACAGACACACCCCUGCGAUCCGUCCAGGAGUUUCCCAGACCGUCCCCCCUCCUUGGCUGCGAAUCUAACACCUUCAGACGCUUUCACCAGUAUGAGCUUGUAAUCGCUGUGGUCUGUGUUUUCUCUUUUAUCGACAAGACCCCCCUCCCCCCAAGCCACUGCUAAAGCCUUGGAGAGUCUUUUACCGUCCCUCGGAGAGAACCAGUGUUUGUGGUCUCAGACCUAGAGGGUUUCACUGUGUAAAUUGUAUUUAUAUCUACACUUUAGGAUCGCAUCCAAUCCUACAGUCCAUCCUACAGUU